CAGAGCCCUGGGGUGGAGAUGGGAAUAGGGCUCCUUUAACUCAUUCCCCAGGGUUCCUGAACCCCUACUGCCCUGCAGAGCCCUGAGCCCAUACCUAUGCCCACCUGAGCAGUGAUCCAAGGCAGCUGCAGGAAGAGGAUGACGCCCCAGCUCUUGAGCAGACAGCCUAUCUAGGAGAGUAGGAUGGGGUGUCUCAAGAUGAGGAAGGAGUGUUGGCCCUGGCAGAAGAGGUGGCUCUUGGUGUCCUGCCUCAGACGGUGAGAUUGGAGCACUAUGUUACACACCUGAAACUAACAUAGCAUUCAUUGUACGUGAACUAUUACUCAGUUUUAAAAAACGGUAUUGCGCCCGCCACCCAUCCAGUCCCGGACUCCGGUCCCCGCCGCUGCGAAGAUUGGUCGUCAUCCCAGCGACCAAGAGAAACAACAGUCAAAGCCCAGGACUGACCCAAAAUGCACGCUCUGCUCUUAGCCUCGCGCUCCGCGGGUCUGCGGGGUCCGUCGCCCCCUCCAGCCGGGUCUGGGAAACGCAGCCACCCUAUUCCCGCAUCGUCCUUGGCUUCCACGUUUGCCUCGCUCAGCGCGUAGAGGUGACACAAGUGGAAGGGGGGAGAAGGUCAUCUCGGGACGCGGCCCAGCGGUUUGGGUGUCGGAGUCGGGCUCCUGGAGUCCAGCCCCUAGCCUGCCCGCGCCGGCUAUAAUUAGCCGGGUGGGGCCACUGGCCGCGUGAGAGGCUAGUUUCCUCCGCCACCCGGUGCAAAGCCGAGCAGGUUCGGAUGAGAGGGCAAGCAGAACGCUGGUGUCUCAGGAGGGUGACUGUCGGAUUGGCGUCAGGAAGGGCGAGGCACUGGAUCUUCACACAGGCUUCUUACAUCCUUCGCUGCCCAUCGGCAACCUCAGAGUUGCGCUGUGUAGCCUAGCGGCUCCAGCCUUGAGAUGGGACUGGAGGUGGGGAGAGGAGGGUUGAAGUAGGGAGAGAGACUGAUAUGUUGCCGGGCUGAAAGCAGGGUUCCUCCGGCCGCUUUGGGCUAAGCUCUGACCCCCCACUCCUCUGCUCACCUGCAGCUAUACAGCGAACCUAGGCUAUGAGCAUCUCGGAGUCCGCACUUCGUGCCUCGGACCCCGAGGGCACCUCUCUUCCGGUCCCAAAGGCCUGCCUUGGCCUCCCUUUGCCCGCCCCAAGAGCCCACUUCUGGCCUCCGUCCCCCGACGAGGAUCCUCGUUUGACCCCCUUUCCUCUGGAAGAGCCUGGCCCCAGGCCCAUGGCCCCAGGGAACCUUCCCUUUCCAGCCGUGUCCCUAGAGGAAGACGAAGAGGAGGACGAAGAAGAUGCGGCAGAGUCCGAAGGGCUGCGCAGCGAGGAGCAUCCCAGCCAGUUUUUCGCGGAGGCACAGCGGCUGCGGGAUCAAAGGCUGUUGGUGGACGAAGAGGUGUCAGUCGGGGGGCGAGUAUACGGGGUGCAUCGGGUGAUCUUGGCUGCGGUUAGCAGCCUCUUCCGAGGCAGGCUGCUGGGUGGCAGAGGUCCACGAUCCCCCUUUAGUCUCGAUGUGGCACCUGGGGCCUGGGAAGCCGUGCUGACCUUUGCUUAUGAGGGGGUGCUGGGCCCCGCCCCUUGGGGGGAUGUACUGGUAGCUGCUGAGGCCCUAGGAGCCCCCAGGGUGAAGGCCGCGGCCCAGUGGAGACGUGAGGGGACUGGAAGCAUACGGGAAGAUGAAAAGCAGCCCUGCCGGGCAGAAGAGCUAAAGGAGAACCUGCGCAGCAUCGACCUCCUAUACCAAGAGGGCACCGGGUGUGACCUGGAGCUGGAGGCAGGUGGCUGCCGGCUGCGGGUGCACCGAGCAGCCCUGGCCUGUGGCAGUGAAUUCUUUGGGGCCAUGCUCCUGAGUGGGAUGAGGGAAUCCCAGGGUACAGAGGUGUCUCUGCACACCAUCUCUGCCCAGGACCUGCAACUCCUUGUCUCUUUUGCCUAUUCUGGGGUUGUUCGGGCACGGUGGCCAGGACUGCUGCGAGCGGCCCAGGCUGCUAUGCAGUACCAGAGUGCUUCUUGCCUGGCACUGUGCCAGAGAGCCUUGGCACAGGGCCUCAGCCCUGCCCGUUGCCUGGCCCUGCUCCCCAUGGCUGAAGUCCCAGGGUUGGAGAGGCUGUGGAGCAAAGCCCGUCACUACCUCCUCACGCACCUGCCUGCUGUGACUUUGUGUUCCACUUUCUCUUCUUUACCGGGUGCCUGCCUGGCUGAACUCCUAGACAGCAAUGAGCUACAUGUGCAGGAGGAGUUCGAGGCCUUUGUGGCUGCGCGGUGUUGGCUAGCUGCCAACCCUGAGACCCAGGAGUCAGAAGCCAAGGCCCUGCUGCGAUGUGUCCGCUUUGGCCGUAUGUCCACCAGAGAGCUGCGGAGGGUACGGGCAGCUGGGCUGCCUCCACCCCUGUCCCCCAACUUGCUGCAUCAGCUGAUGGUGGAGGCUGAGGUUCCAGGUCAAGAGAGGCGGAGGGAGCCUGAUCAGGCACUGGUAGUGAUUGGCGGGGAUGGGCUCCGAUCAGAUAUGGCCAUAAGGCAGCCAUCCCGAGGAGUGUGGUGGGCCCAGGCCUUCUGCUGUGGCACCGGACUGGUUCGAACUGUGGAGUGGGGGCAGCUGCCGGCCCUGCCUGCCCCAGGGCGCUUCCGCCAUGGGGCUGCCAGCCUAGCAGGAAGUGAACUCUACGUGUGUGGCGGACAGGAUUUCUACAGUGACUCCAACAUUCUGGCUUCAACUCUCAGGUGGGACCCCAGUCAAGAGGAUUGGGAGGAGAUGGCGCCUUUGUGCCAGGCUCGGAGCUUCUUUCCCCUGGUGGCUCUGGAUGGACAACUUUAUGCCCUGGGUGGACGAGACAAGGGUGUUGCCCUUGACUCUGUGGAGGCCUAUAACCCUGAGCUCAAUGUCUGGAGGCCAGCACCUGCGCUUCCAGCACCUCGCUUUGCCCAUGCUGCUGCUGUUUUGGAGGGCCAACUGUAUGUGAGUGGUGGCUGCAGCAGCACUGGGCAAUACCUGGCCUCACUGCUGCAUUAUGAGCCCAAGCUUGAGAAGGCGGGGACACUUCUGAGCCCUAUGGGGGUACCUCGGGCCAGCCAUAUCAUGGCUGCUCUAGGUGGGCGGUUGUAUGUGGCAGGUGGGUUAGGUGAGACUGGGGACCUGCUGAGCUUUGAAUCCUAUGAACCAAGGACUGACAGUUGGACUCACCUGGCACCCCUGCCCUCCCCCCAUGUGGGUGCUGCAGGUGCCACACUGCAGGGGGAGCUCCUGGUGCUGGGGGGCUACAGCCACUGUACUUAUGCCCUCUCCCACCUGAUCCAUGCUUACUGUCCUGGCCUGGGCCGAUGGCUCUGCCUGGGAACUCUGCCAAGGCCUCGGGCUGAGCUGUCCGCCUGCACUCUGGCACUGCCCGUGCAGGGCACGGCUUUAUUUCCUACACGGUGCCAGAGCAAACCUGCUGGGUGAGGGAGAGCAGCAGGGGUUGGGGAGGAAGGAAGGAGCAACAUCCUGAGAGGAGGACACAGACUCUGGGGGGAGAAAGAGAAGGCUUCAUUCGUCAUAGUAUUUUGUUCCAGCGCAGUGCUGUACAACUCCUAAACUGCUUUUGUAUUUAUGAUCUUCAUUGAUGGAAAGUUGGUUGCAGAAUUCCUGGGGAAAGGGCUGGGGAUGGGUGAGACAGCUGGGUGCCUAGGGAAGGAGGGAACAUGCAGAGCAACUCCACAAGGUUUAGGGGCCCUGGCCCUGUUUUCAGUGGGAAGUGCAUCUGGUUGAGAAGACAGUCUAGCAGCUCCAGUAGCCAAGGUAUAGGGGCCACUAAGGGACAGUCAGAAAAAUGACAUUUUUGACCCAUGGAUCAAGGAGAAAACCUGCCAAGGCCAUGAAUGGAAAAGUGUGAGGAGGUGGGCGAAGGGCUGCAACUGUUGGACCCUCCCUUUGCCAGGACUUGCUCCUUUCUAUCCUCCAAAUCUUGGGACACCUAAACCUUUUGGAAUGUUCUUUCCCCAGUAACUUAUAGGCCCGGUCUAGACACCACAGGCUGCCUAAGAUCUCUGGUUUUCACUCUGUGGCAGAAGUUCCCAUCUGGACCUGACACAGCACAGGGGCUGGAGAUGCCUGGGCGAUGAGGUGGGAAUGCUGCCCUGGGGAAGAUGGGUGGGUGCAGAGGUGGGGGGCGGAAUGGGAUGUAGGAGGUUUGAGGGGAUGGAGGAGAGGACGAAGCCUGACUGGCUUCUUUCCUUCCCUUUGGGAUGGAUUGAGAGAUCAGGAGUGAAAACAGGACAGCUGUGGUGUGAGGCCUGACUUGUGAGAGAAGAGUGAGGGGCAGAUGAGACCCAGAAAAGUGGUUUUCUCCCCUUUUGUCCCUUUCCUCUAGAGUUUUUAAAAUCCAUUUCCUUUCUUCUUGGCCAGGAAAGGUUGAGUGUGAUGCUUCCUCUCUCCCUUCCUCCAUCUUGCUUUUCCUUCCUUUCUUUCCCUCUUCUUUAUUUUUUCUCCUCCGUACUCCCACAUAGUUAUAUUAAUUACCUGUAUGCACCAGGCACUGCAUGAGGCACCUAGGAUACAAAGAGCAAAGAGCUCCUGAACAGCAGAGAGACUUGUAAAUGAAUACAGGUUUUGCAGUGGACUUAGAGGUAUGGACACUUAACUCAUACCACUCAUUCCUCAUACUUAGAGGUGGGAGGGCCGAGAGGAGUGAACUCUGCCCAUCAUCAAGUGGGUGUAGUUGGAACUGAAUCUUGAAGGCUGCCUGGAGUCUCACCAGUCAGAGCAGCAGUCCAGUCAGAGAAAAGCAGCAAGCGGAGUCUGUAGUGUCCUGAGGCUCCAGGGCAGAGGGGAUGUUGUACUCCGGAGGUUCUUUGGAGAGUGUGGCAGCUCCUGCCAGCCCACCCUCUUCUUCAGGGCUUCUUGGAAGACAGUGCCUUUUACUUAACAAUUGUAUAUUCCCUCCUUCCAUAAUUCCCCUGAUUCUUUCUUGCCUGAUAAUUCCAUUUCUGACCCCUGAGCAGCUCAGGACAAAGAAGGGUCAAUUCUUUGUAUAGGUCAGUUUUCUAUUAACAUUGUUUAUUAAAAUUCUCAUGCUUUUUAGGGUGAUAGGAAGGAGAUUCCCUUGCAUCUUUCUUCAUCCUGGCUCCAGAGGGUUUUGACAUGUUUUUGUUUAUCUUUUUCAGAUUUCAUUAUUUUAUUAAGGUUUUUUUUUUCUUCUAUAUUUCCAUUCUGGGUCACAGUUGAAUAUGAGGAGGGUUAAGUAGAGUAUAUAUAUAUAAGAGAACAGAGAAGAAAGAUUGUAGAAGACAGGGAAGAAGGAAAUUAGAGGCAUUGAGAAACUAUGAGGGGGUCUUUAGGGUGAACUGCGGACAUGCUCUUAGUGAUUUGUAUGCAAAGAUAGGCUUAAAUAAAGGGUUUGUCAU
Manis javanica (Malayan pangolin) is the source of this 5412-nucleotide messenger RNA. NCBI's taxonomy places the organism in Eukaryota, Metazoa, Chordata, Mammalia, Pholidota, Manidae. The record is from RefSeq and is a predicted model, not a curated record.